Morchella importuna is the source of this 1110-nucleotide messenger RNA. RefSeq lists its product as uncharacterized. The transcript has 6 exons. The record is from RefSeq and is a predicted model, not a curated record. The coding region runs from base 1 to 1110 and encodes 369 amino acids. NCBI's taxonomy places the organism in Eukaryota, Fungi, Ascomycota, Pezizomycetes, Pezizales, Morchellaceae.
AUGUCCGCCGCAUCGAUAAAGAAGGGCCAUACUCGGACCUGGAGCUUGAGGUCGAAAAAGAACAAGGACGAAACAAGACUUAGCUCAUUACCGCCGGCGAAGCAGAAAAAGAUGACCAAGAACGUGGAUCCUACCAGAGCAAUCACUGAGGACGAGCCUUUUCAAGUAAACCAGUCUACAAACCAGUACAAGAGUCUUUCGCAACUCAAGUUUAAGGAUCGCUUCGGAAAUGAUAUCACCGAUCCGGAUUUGACGAACCCCACAAGGCACCGCUGGGAAAGCCCGCUGGAGACAAUUCGAGGGUUUGAGGCUGCAAUUGAUAGGGACGAGCAUCGGGGGUCCUACGUAGAGAGAACUUCGUCUAAUGCUGGCGCUGGUUAUUCGUCGGAUACAGUAGACAGCGUUGAUGGCAAUUCUUGGAAACACAAUCGUCAUCCGCAGCAAAUGGGCUAUUACCAGACGACGGUACCCCGGGGACGCCCACCAUCGGAUUCUCUACAUUACACUGGUCGCUCUGGAUAUUCUGAGACACCCAGAUCAGCAGUAGACGGUUACGGCGAAUCUGAAAUGGGUUAUGGAAAUAUGAAUAGAAGAAGAUCUCCAGGAUCAAAUGUUGGCCAUGGAUACAACGGAUACAACAACCCACACCCACAGGAGCGCAUGGGGCGACCACAGAGAAGACAAACCUACGAGUCACAGAAUUACGAUGCCCCUCCGAAUCAACCUUAUGUAUACCAUAAUCAAGCUGCAAAUGGGGGUGGUGAGAGUCCGGUUAAUCCUGGUUCGUCAUCAUCGGGUGCUGGGUCCGAUGGGCCCGGUGGAUAUAUUCGGGAGCCGGCGUUACCGCCUCCACAACCAUCCUUUGGAUUUCGCGACCAGGCCAUGUUCGAGAGCUCUCAACAGAUAACCCCGUUUGAAAACUUUGGUCCAUCUGGUUCGGGUCCAUCUCAGAUGCCUCAAAGCAUGCCGACUUCGCCGUCAACGGUCCGAAAGCCAAUAUCGCUCGGUAACCCCGCACCCGCACCAGCACCAGCACCAGCGCCACAGCCGGAAAAACAGGAGGAAAAGAAAAGGAAGAGUUGGUUCAAGCGGAGAGGCAGUAAGGGCUAA